Molecule: messenger RNA, 862 nt
Organism: Hyaloscypha bicolor E
Lineage: Eukaryota; Fungi; Ascomycota; Leotiomycetes; Helotiales; Hyaloscyphaceae
Exons: 1
Coding region: 298-744 (148 amino acids)
Source: RefSeq, a predicted model, not a curated record
AAAAUUCUCACACCAGAUGCCCACCCAUUGUAGAAGUCUAGACUCUCGUCAGUGAUAUCAAUAUAUUUUCAUCAAUCUCAACUUCCUUCGUCUGUAACCCAACAUCUCGGAGCAUUUUCGUUCCUGGCUUGUGAAAGCUUGUCUGUCCCCGCAAGAUAAAGCCAAACACUUUUUUGCAUCGUCACUGAGAGCCGCACUUGAAACAAACAUUCUCUUUAAAAAGCUAGUCAGACUUACAGCAGUGCCCUUGCCAAUCUGUCACUUCUCAAGCUAUUUUUCUACUGAUUUGCUGAUCCGAUGAUCCGAUGCGAACUGCCAUUCGUUGAUUCAAGUCGCGAAUAUUUCGUUUCAAACACCAGACGAAUGAAAAAUUUCAGAAGAUGUUUCACCACUUUCCCCAAAUCUCAGUUGAUGCGAUGCGAAGUCUUCUUCUCAAUAUCCGCAAGCCAAAAUGGUGUUUCCAUGAGGCUCAAGAAAACAUGUUCUAGAAGAUCGAAAAAGUUUGCUCAUCGCAGAUCGGAAACACAUGCGAGCGCUGUUUGUCUGAUCUUGUCGUCGGGACUGUUACGACGAAGACGCGCAUCGGUUGUUGAAAGAAACUUCGAUUCGUAUCCGAAUAGUAGUCGUAAGUUGCUGCCGUAUGAGUAUGGCUCUCGAAAACUGAAGAUAUUUGCACCCGCUAUUGGCUCGUCCCCAUUCUUUCCUCAAACACGAGGUCCGGCUGCGGCUGCACGACCACGAUAGAAUUGUCUAUUCCUUGUGGCCGAGAACACACAUAAGGUAUGGAUAUUGAGGCCCUUCAAACGCUCGCACCAGAUGUUCAGAUGUCCGCUCUUGAGUAUCUAUGCAAUCUGUAGAUUCG